AUGCAGAGCGGGGAUAAUCAAAGGGUCAUCGUCCUUGCGAACCAAUGGCUUCAUAACUUGACUGUUCAGCUUGUCUUUUCUAACCUGGCACUUCGAGAUCAUGAUGUCGAUAUUGCUGUUCUCCGCGAAGAGCUUGUAAACCUUGACCAUCUUGUCCUGGCCCUGACGCAAGCAACGUGCAUAGGCCUGUCUUUCGUGGUUCAUGUUCCACCAGACCUCCAUCUGGAUAAUGACGGAUCCCGAUUUGAACUCCUCUCGGACGGCCUCCUUUUGUGUGUGUCAUUGAGGGUGCCAUCAAAACGAAGACAAGUGACGUCCGACUGCUGCUUCAAUACCACGGCAACAAUGUCCAGAAACUUGAGAUAG
Molecule: messenger RNA, 366 nt
Organism: Aspergillus oryzae RIB40
Lineage: Eukaryota; Fungi; Ascomycota; Eurotiomycetes; Eurotiales; Aspergillaceae
Exons: 2
Coding region: 1-366 (121 amino acids)
Source: RefSeq, a predicted model, not a curated record